Telopea speciosissima is the source of this 979-nucleotide messenger RNA. Its product is annotated as extensin-like. Lineage: Eukaryota; Viridiplantae; Streptophyta; Magnoliopsida; Proteales; Proteaceae. The transcript is spliced from 3 exons. The coding region runs from base 22 to 789 and encodes 255 amino acids. The record is from RefSeq and is a predicted model, not a curated record.
AGCACCACUUAGCAGUCUAAGAUGGGAAGACAAGGAAGCAAUUGGGGUUCAAUGCCUUCCCUCAUCACCACUCUUCUAGUGGUGCUUUUGUCUACUCUUAGCUUCCCACAGGAAACCACUGCAAACAACUACUACUACAGCUCUCCUCCACCACCCAAGAAAUCUCCUCCUCCACCUUCUCCUCCUUACCACUACCAGUCGCCACCACCACCUCCACCAGUCAAGUCUCCUCCACCACCCACCCCAGUCUACAAAUACAAAUCACCACCACCACCACCAACCCCGGUGUACAAGUACAAGUCUCCGCCUCCACCACCGAAGGAGCAUUACAAGUACAAGUCUCCACCACCACCACCAAUCCCGGUGUACAAGUACAAGUCUCCUCCUCCACCACCAAAGGAGCAAUACAAGUACAAGUCUCCACCACCCCCUCCUACUCCAGUCUACAAGUACAAAUCUCCUCCACCACAACCAAAGGAGCAUUACAAGUACAAGUCCCCACCACCCCCUCCUACCCCAGUCUACAAAUACAAAUCUCCUCCACCACCUCCUAAACCGGUCUACAAGUACAAAUCUCCUCCGCCACCACCUAAGGAGCAUUACAAGUACAAGUCCCCACCACCCCCUCCUCCUAAAGAGCAUUACAAGUACAAGUCCCCACCACCACCUCCUACUCCAGUCUACAAGUACAAAUCUCCUCCACCUCCUCUUACUCCAGUCUACAAGUACAAGUCACCACCACCACCAGUCUACCAUUACACUUCACCUCCUCCUCCUCACCAUUACUAAGAAAGGCUUAAGAGACAAAAUGGAAAGAGGUUUAUUAUUAGGAUGGCGAAAUAAAAAGGACGGUUCCUGAUUUUCAUCGUAAGAGAAGGAAAGCAAAUUUAAUCUCCUUGUGUGAUCUUUGUUUUUGAGAUAGAAUAGCAAAUAAUCAUGGAAAAGGGCCAUGUCAGAAAAGGAAAAAAUGGUGAAGAGA